This is a messenger RNA of Bactrocera dorsalis (oriental fruit fly), 4677 nucleotides long. RefSeq lists its product as uncharacterized. Gene Ontology annotation, biological process: positive regulation of transcription by RNA polymerase II. Gene Ontology annotation, cellular component: nucleus. NCBI's taxonomy places the organism in Eukaryota, Metazoa, Arthropoda, Insecta, Diptera, Tephritidae. The record is from RefSeq and is a predicted model, not a curated record. The coding region runs from base 476 to 3811 and encodes 1111 amino acids. The transcript is spliced from 8 exons. Gene Ontology annotation, molecular function: RNA binding; transcription factor binding.
UUUGUGUGCAGUGUGAAGAUAAGUGAAGCAACUGUCAAAAACGCCUUGUUUGAAAGAUCCAAAUACAAGUGAAUUAACCACCGUUGCUGUCGCGCGGCCACGUGAAGAAUUUGCUCGUUUAAUAGCCGUGUGUUUCAUCCAGAUUGUAGCAAAUUGAUAAAACCAUUGAAAAUAAAUAUAUUGCUGCAAAUAAGUGAAUUGAAAAUCAAAAAUAGUGAAUUCAGUAACAGAAAUUUUAAUAUCUCGCCGGUAUGUGAAAGCAUUGUGAGGUUAAAAUCGUAAAAGCGGGCGCGGAAGCUAAGCACUAAAGCAAAAGCACUGACGAGCACGUUGUUGAAUUGAUAUCAAUCGCAUGAGAUAUUUUAAAUAUAAGACAGUUUGUAAACCAAACUAAUAGUUCUAAAAAAGAAGAUAUUAAGAAUAAAGUACAAUAUAACGGAGUUUUAAAAAGAGUUGAAUUACAAUUUGCGACAAGAUGGAUUCACGGCUUUUGAACGUGUUUCACGAUGAUCCGUUCGACGGCAGUUACACACAACUCAACACAGAUUUUUGGUCGAGUGAAAGCGACACAAUGGGACAACUUACGGAGACAUUGAAUGGAAUUUUGCCUAUACCUGCAGAUGCUGAGCACGAUGCCGACAUAUACAAUAACGCUAUGCUCGCAACAGAAGACAAUUUUCGGAUAGCAAAUAAAAUAGAUGUUACCACGAAUUUUCAAAAUAAAGAAUUGCUGAUUUAUGAUGAUUUUGCGCAGCAUCAAUUGCCCGCAGACGGCGGUAUCGAAAUCAUUACUGUGGAUCCAAAUUCAUUAGACUCGGAUACAGAGGAUUCAAACGACAAUAAUGAUUUGUCAAGUAAUGAAGACAAAAAUAUCAUUUUGAAUUAUGCAGAUUUCGACGACAAUCAAAGUCAAUACAGCGAAGCUACCUUUCGUACGCGCACAGACAGUUCAUCGAUUGGUGACUAUGAAUCACACACAAGCGACUAUGACGAUAGUUCAGAUGAAGAAGACGUUGCGAAAGACAUGAUAAAUAAUCAGCUUGUUGAUAUAAAUGAGGACAAGAAACCUGAUGCACUACUAUUAGGCGUAGAUGAAAUUCCAGACUUAAGUGUAGGUCUAUUAGCUGCCGAUGGCAUAGAUUUAGACACAGGGUUUCAGUUGCCCUUAGAAGAUAUUUCAGCAGGCAAUAAAAAUCGUACUAUGAGCACGAACACUAUUGGCUCCGAUGUAGAUGUUAAUAAUUUCGAUUUAGCGGAAUUUAUAAACAAUGACGAUUUAACAUUAACUGUACCAAAAGUGAAUACACAAAUUAUUAAUAAUGUAACACAGACUAAUACGCCUGUGCACACAAAACGCUUAGCAGCAAUACCUGUAAAAACUAAUAUCGACUCAGAUUCCGAUGCGGAAUCGGAUGUCAUUGUCGAUAUUGAGACUGUAGAUGUAGAUAUGGAUAAAUCCCUGUGGAAAAUGGCAACUGGAAGUGCUGUUGCAACAGAAGAGAAUAUUGUAAAUGAUAUCACAUAUGAGGAUAAUGUAAAAAAGGAUCCGUUCUGGAGUCCAAAACCCACAAAAAAACAGGAAAAUAUGCCAAAAGAGAUAAAAGCUCGACCAACCACCACAGCAAUUGCUCCAAGUCUAACUACAAAUAAUGCGUCAAAUACACGAAACUUCACAAUUGUGCCAAACAAGCGUCAAUGUGAUAUUCUUAAAGGCAAAUCUGGCGCCAUUAAGAAUAAGUCAACUUCAAAACAGAACGUAGGCAAGUCCGCUGCUAAGAAAGGGUCAGAGGCCACAACAGGCAAUACGUCCAAGGCUGGUUCACUCACCUGCCGUGUGGGUGUGGGGCAAGGUGGCAAAAACUUGGCUUUGCUUUCACAAACUUUCUCAGCAAAUGAUACCAAACCAGAAAAUAAUAAAACUGCAGAAACAAUUGUGGAAAAACCAAAGGUGAUGAAGCCUACUGUACAAGAAAAGCAAGUCAUGCCCAAAGAAAGUGAAAAAGUAGAAGAUGUAGAACGCACCAAGUUGGCAGUCAAACGUAAAUUGAAUUUGGAAGAAUACAAGCGACGACGUGGAGACAAAAAUAUAUCUCGCCAGACAGAAAGCAAUACGAUGUCAACAGAAACUGAAGCUGCUAAUGCCUCCGGUGCAUCGAGCAUACAAGUGAAACAUAGUCAGGAAGUAACCACCGUCGUGAAAACGCUUAGAAAUCAGAAUAAUAAAAAACAACCUAUCGAUCCUAUAACCGAGGCUAAAAAUAAGGUAUUACGCAUGCAAGAAUUGAAACGAGCACAGCAAUUAAAAAUUAUAGAUUCCACAAUAUCGGCAAAAGUACCGCGUGUCACAAAAUUACCACCACUUAAGGACAUUGUUAAGGACACCUACUGUGGCGGCAAAGACCGGCAUAACCAAACUUCUACUGGCUCAAAACUGCACCCCGACUAUGAAGAAGUGAUUAUUGUAUCGGCUGGCAAUAACACUGAUAUCAGUAUACCACCGUUGAAUAUGCUACCAAUUAAUACUUGCGAGCGUUCACUUUUGAAAUCCUCUGCAUUGCUGUAUAGUAUGCCCAAUGGGCUGCCUUCGAGUAGCUCCUUAAUUGCCAGCAUACAGGAUGUUGUUGUACAAAAGGUUGUGGGACCGGAAAAGUCCAAUUUGACGAAUGGUGUCACAACACCGGUUUCCCAGAAAACACAGAAAACAGCCGAACAACAUGGCGAAGAUAAGGUUAUUAUGCAUUUGCGCAAGGAUAGAAUACGACCGCGCACGGUCUCUAUGGGCAUACAGACCGAUCCGCAACCAGGUUUUACAUGUCUGCCGCCAAUACCGCGCAAGCCGCGUGCUGAACGAAGUUAUCGUAAGCAUAGCGGUGGCAAAGCCAUCGGAGAUGACACCGAUAGCGAUGCGUCGUGCGAUCGCUCGUAUAAUCGCCAUCGUAAUCGCAGUCGUAGCCCAAUUAAUCGUUCGCGUAGUCGUUCGAUGGAAAGUUUAGCGUCGUCAACGGAACGUAGCGUUAAUACACGUCAGUCUGAUAUGGCCGGUGGUUAUUCGUCGCGAAGUAGUCGUCGGCAUCGUAGUUCCAUAAGUUCUUCCUAUUCUGAGUCGGGACGUAUGUCGCGCAAUACACAACGCCAACCGCGUACCAGCUACAAGAAACGUACAAAAAAGUAUGCACGCAACUCAUCGGCAUCGUCAUCACAAUCUUCGUCGGAUAGGUCUGGUCGCAGUCGAAAUCGCAGCCGCAGCCGCAGUCGCAGCCCAUUUUACCGGCGUUCAUAUUCCAGAUCACGUUCACGCUCGCGUUCAAUUUCAGUUGCCAGCAGCCGCUUUAGAAAGCCGGGUGGAAACAAGAAUUUCCCCGGUAAUAAUGUUUCACAACCAGCUGUUGAAGAGCGUCGCAUAGUUUAUGUUGGACGUAUUGAAGAGGAAACCACCAAGGAGAUGCUGCGUCGCAAAUUCUUACCUUAUGGCACUAUCAAGCAAAUUUCGAUACACUACAAAGACACGGGCAUGAAAUACGGUUUUGUAACAUACGAGCGUUCACAAGACGCGUUCACCGUUAUAGACAGCAGUGCACGUGAUCCCACAAUCAACAUGUACGACAUCAGUUUCGGUGGCAGGCGCGCCUUUUGCCGCUCUUCAUACGCUGAUUUAGAUAAUGCCGGCAUUAAUACAUAUCAUUCGAUUGUAUUUCCGAAAGUGGAAGCGCCACCCAAAGAGGAGGAUUCCUUUGAGGCGCUAUUGCAGAAAGUCAAAGCGAAAAUGAGCGCUAAUAAAGGCAGCGGUGGGGCGAAUGCCAACAAAGCAUGACGUCGGCAAUGGCAAGCAAACGCAAUCAAUUGUGGUCAACUGCUAUGUUGCAUAAAAUCCUGACUUACGCAAAUGAGUGGCAUAUGUAGUUGUUUUCGUAUUUACGUUUAUAUAAACAUAAUUUGUUGUAUGCUAUAACAAUUCCAAAUUUAAAUACCGUUAUACAAAUGUAAGUAUGCAACACAGGAUCCUAUCUUUUUUAUUUUUCUAUUAAAUAUACUUUUUAAAUUAAGUUUAGUUUGUAUAACGUAUAUUUUUUUUAUGAAUUGCUAAAUUUAUAAUAAUAUAUAUGAAAAUAUCCGUGCUUGAAUAAUACAUAAUUCAGCAUAGUACUGAUGAUUACCUAUUAGCUGCAAUGGCAUGUGAAGAAAAGUAGUGUAAACAAGCACUGGACACAUUAUUAUUGAACUGAAUGUAUAAAGUUUUGAAUAUUGCUAAACUUAAGAACAAAAUAUGCUUGGACGAGCAAACAGCAAACGUUUGUGGCAUAAAUGCCAUUUCUCAGCGUGCAUUGUUGGCUAAUAAGCAAUGUGAUAAUAGAAGCCACAGUCAUUUAUUGCAAAUAAGUUGAACUACUUAAAAUAUACGAAAUGAAAGAAAAAAAAACCGUAAUAAACAAUAAGUUACAUAGCUAUUGUAUAUGUAUGAAUAGACAACAUAAUGAAUUUAACGCAUAUGCAGAAGACCAUAGUUCAAGCUGACAUACAUAUAUACAUAUAUAGAAAAGUGUAAGUUUUUACCGUUACAAUUACAGAAUAUUUAUUUAUUUGUAAAUUUUGUACAUUUGUAAACAACAACAACAACAACAACAAACAAAUAAAACCAACUAUAUAAAUGCAAAAACAAAACAAAAAUAAAAAACAAAA